This is a messenger RNA of Acanthopagrus latus (yellowfin seabream), 3772 nucleotides long. RefSeq names its product sorting nexin family member 21 (gene snx21). Gene Ontology annotation, biological process: protein transport. The coding region runs from base 166 to 1482 and encodes 438 amino acids. The transcript is spliced from 6 exons. Gene Ontology annotation, molecular function: phosphatidylinositol phosphate binding. NCBI's taxonomy places the organism in Eukaryota, Metazoa, Chordata, Actinopteri, Spariformes, Sparidae. The record is from RefSeq and is a predicted model, not a curated record. Gene Ontology annotation, cellular component: early endosome membrane.
GAAUCAGUCAGCUGUGGACCCCACAACCAGCAGCAGGACGGUCCAGCCCGGAGGUCCUGACCGGAGCUUCAAGCACUACAUUCCCCCUCUGACAUGGAUUAACAGGAGCGGGGACAGUCAGCGUUGAGCCCAGGCCCCUCCCCCCUGCGGUGGCCAGGCGGCGUCAUGGCGUCCCGGCUGCUGGACCGUCUGAAGCGCUCGCUGUUUAAAGAUGGUCAGGGGGCGGGACCUGAGCAGGAAGCAGGAGGCAUCCAGGAGGAGGAGGAGUUUAAAGAGAGUGACUGGGAGGCGGAGCUUGAGGAGGAGGAGGAGUGUGUGACCGACCGGCUCGGGGGGACGCUGUGCUUCGACAGCGGAGGAGGAGGAGGAGAGGAUGGAGCCGAGGGCGAAGGCUCGGGGCUGGACAGUGACUCCGACUUCCUGGGAGAGUCGAUGGAGGAGGGGCUCAGCAGCGCAGACACCAGUCCUGUGGGCGUGUCUCCAGUAGCCCCCUCUCCCUCCUCCACCUCCCUGCUGACGCGGCAGCUUCAGGAGAGCUGGAGGAGUCUUCGUGGACUCGGUGGAGGAAGCCCCACCCCCGCUGGGAGGCGACUGACCGACAACCUGUUGUUCGAAGUGACGGAUGCCAGCGUGGUUCAGGACAGCUCCUCCAAAUAUGUGCUGUACACCAUCCACGUGAUCCAGUCCGGCGGCAGCGAUAAGACGCCGGCCAUCAUCACCCGCCGAUACUCUGACUUCCAGAGGCUGCACGCCACGCUGCGCCGUAACCACGGAGACCAGAUGGAGCGCGUCUGUUUCCCACGAAAGAAGCUGCGCAGGAACUUCACGGCGGAGACGAUCGCCAAGAGGAGCCGGGCGUUCGAACAGUACCUGUAUCACCUGUGUUCCCUCUCCACCCUGCGGGGGGCGCUGUGUGUCCGGCAGUUCUUCUACCUGACUGACCUGCAGGCCGGACAGCUUCUCAUCAGGGUGGGACGUUACCAGGAGGCCUUGGGUCCGCUGCUCAACGCCAAGAGACUGCAACACAAACUGGGCUGGGCGAGUUACUAUGACAACCAGGCUCAGGCCCCACCCCCGGCCUCUUCCCAUUGGUUCUUCACCCUGGUUGGGCUGUCGAGCUGUUUCCAGGAAGUGGACCAGCUGGAGGAGGCCCGGGAUCACUGUGACCACGCUCUGCGUGUUCUGACGCCCGCCGAGACUGAGACUCACUCAGAGGACAGGUCCCGCCCACUCACUGACGAGCCCCACCCACAGACUGACCAGCACGACUCAUCGCAGCAGCAUAUAGACAGGCCACACCCCCUUCUGUUGCCGUUGUUACGGGCGGUGGUACGGCUGUCGUGGCAGACGGGAAGAGACAAGCGCCGGUGGGAGGAGCUUCUGCGGCACCUGGAGGAGCAGUGGGCGGGGCUAGACAAUCAGCCAACCAUCACAGAGUUUCUGGUCAAACACAACCUGGAGGAGAGCGAGGGGGAGGGCUAGCUGCACACACACACACACACACAGACACACACUGCAGAGUACAAUCACUACGCUAGGAGACGAGCGCUGCGGCCGGUGAGCAGAAAAACACCUGAGAGUUUUAAAGUCGUAAUAUCAAGAAUUAAUAGUUUUUAAUUUUAUACAUCAUGAGAAAAUCAUAUUUCUAACUACACGUGAAGAUUGUUUCUCAUAACACAAAAACAUACUAAACAAAGAAAAGGUGAGAUAAAAAUAUUUGUAACAUUUGGAGAAAGAAAUCAUUUAAGUCUGAAUUUAAGUUACACUUUCAAAAUAAAGGCACCAAAACUACUCAUACUGACUUUUUGGGGCAGUAUUGAUAAAUCAGCAGAAUAUAAACAUACACACACGUUUCACUGUAUUUAUCAAAGUGAAAUCAAGUGACACAUACUUAUGAUAUUUUACAGUUUAACAUUCAACUUGUUAAAUAUGAGAUCAACAGUGAAACGAUGAACAUCACUGUUGAAUUUAACAACUAUAAAUCACACUGAUCACACAUGUUCUGUAAAAACAACAAACACAGACACCAACACUUACAUAUCAGUCUCUUAUCUUACAUGGGGCUAUUUUUUCAUCAUAAUUUGACUUUUCCUCAAAUUUAAAACUUCUUUUGUCAGAAUAUUGAAAUCCUCCAGAAUCUCAGUGGCCGUAACGCUCGUCAUCACUCAGUCACACUCCUGAAGCCUUAAAGCAGGUCGGCAGAUCCGAACGUCGUUGCUCCGACUUCACUCUGAUCCUACGAGAAUAAUCAGUGUUGUUUUCAAUCGAUCAGCUGUUUCUCUCUCUGAUUAGUUUCACGGAUGGAUUUGCACCUUUUGAAUCCAGCUGCCUCAGAAAGGAAACUGUGAUGCACACGUGUCUGUGUAGCACUUUUCUGUGAAAUCUGAAAUAAGUUUUAACAGAUCAUUAUUAUUAUUAUUAUUAUUAUUAUUAUUAUUAUUAUUAUUGUGGGGAUUAUUUACAGGAUUUACUUGGAGAUUAAGAUUCCAGUUUAGAUUUUAGGGAGAAACUUAUUUAUUGCACUUUUUAAAUCAUACAGCAGCAUCCUGGCUCUUUUCUCCUGCAGCGGGCGAUUUGAUUGGAUGCUGUGUGAGGCAUUAAAUCACCAGGCAACCUUUUAUCAGCAGGAGCCAUUAAAGCACUUAGAGACACGUCAGCUGACUCACACACGGCUGUUUCAGUCUUUACUUCAGCUCACCGUCAGAUACGUUCGUGGACAAAUCUGCUGCUCCUCAGUGAUGAACAUGUUUCUGUGUGUGGUUUGGAGACCAGAUAAGGGAUUAAUAUAGAUGUGAAGACGUGAUUCACAGGAGCAGGAAUGUCAUUUUUAAUCUGACAGGUUCUGUGUCUGUUAGGAGGAAAUGAUCCGAUGUGAAGAGUUUAGAACGAGGUUUUUAAUGCUGCUGUGAAACAAGCGAUUAAUGAGGGAUGAGACGACGUCAUUAAAGACAAAACACACACAGGGGAGAUGAUCAAGCAUUAAAUCUGACCGCUGGGUUAAAUUGGCAUUAACAUUAUGUUACUCUGCACAUGUACGGAUGCAGACGAGCUGCCUCCUCACUGACCCACAACAAUAUGCACACUCACAUUAAUACUCGACAUGUACUCAGCCUUACUGCGAUGCCUUCCUCAGAGCAGCUCUCUCAUUUCCUGCUUCUUCUUCUCUGCAUCCUGAAAAAAUGUGUCAUUCUGUUUACAGAAAGUAUCACCAGUAUUUGUAUUUCUUACUUGACCCUGUGGAGGAUUCACACAAAUCCAACGGUCCUGAACUUUUCAGACGAUUGUGACCUAAUCACACAGGUCGUUACAGGACACUGAAUCUAAACUGACUUUCUCUAACGGCAGCACGACUGUCGCCUCCGUUACUGAGGUUUUUUGAUUUCUGACACCAAAAUUAAACUUUUAGAGCCAGUAAAAAUAAAAGGUUCAACAGACUUCAUGCAAGAAAACUUAAAAAGACCGAGGCUGUUCAGACUGAUGUUAACAUCUGUCCUGAGGGAUCUGACCCCGUGUCGACAGAUCCAGAAGUCCAGAAGCUGAACCUUUUGAGAUCCGAUCUCUCAGAGAUGUUUUUGGUUGCAUGUAGCCACGUUCUCUCUCUCUGACCUCCGUCUGCUUCAUGUCUGGUCUCUCUUCACCUUCCACUGUUAGCAGCAGAUGUUUGUGAACACACUGAGCCAACAACAACAUCACCAGACUCCCUUAACAAAUGAUGUGAUUUUUAGAGUUGUUGAGUGAGGAGAACAUUGAUCAGCUGUUUGAACACACUGUU